UCUUUUGAUCUAGUUUAAUCUGCUGAUUGUUAUCCUGAUUGGUCAAGGUCAGCCCUGGGGUCGCCCCACAAUUUAACUAGCUAUCUCUAUUACACGAAUCACUUUUUAAGGUAGAUUAGGUAUGUGUGUAUGUAUGUGUGUGUAUUUAUAUAUAGAUAGAUAUAGAUAGAUAGAUAGAUAGAUAGAGAGCUAUUCCCCUUAAACUACACUCUCAGACCAAAAUAGUACUGAACUGUACCUGUCCUUGUUGCUGGGGUAGGGUACAUCUUUCGCAUCUUUAAUAUGUAAAAUACUUUUGAGGGUACCACCCCAACGACACGUAAUGGUACCGUUUAGUACCCUUUUUCGGAGUGUAGAAACCUAUACACCCAGUAAGGUGUGUUUUCAUGUAAAUACAGCCUCAAGCAAAGCACCUGUAGACCCCUCUAGCCUAUAACUCUUCUACACCUGCGUGUUUAAUAUAGCUGGGUGUAGUUUAGGACGCAGCCCGCUGGUCUGCUCUCCCCCCACACCGGCGUUUCCGUCGACAGAGGCACGACGGAGAAGCAAAACAUGGUCAUCAUCAUCAUCACCGGCAGAAGCAGCAGAAACAGCAGCAGCACGAGCAGCUUGAUCUCCGCCGCGCCCGAAGCCCCCGACCCCGACCCGCCUUCCAAAAAUAAGCCCCUGCCGCCAUGCGCGCGAAGGAAGCGAAACGAGGCGAGCGGUAUUUUUAGGGCCGUUCGCGUUGACCACGUGCGCCAACGGUAAACCGGACGGCCGUUGCGCAGAAGCAGCGCCUCGACGGCAUGCCCCGGCGCGAGAGCAGCGCGCGCCACACGAGCACGGCGACGGCGCGGACGGCGAUCGUCCUGCUGGGCUUUCUGCUCGGGGUCGCGUCCUCGCGCAGGACCCACGCCACGACGCUCGAGGCAAGGUGGGAAACGCUGUUCGCGCGCUCCGUGCUCGGGAUCUCGGGGGACAACGACUAUUUGAUGGGCGUCAAGAGAGUGCGGAGGCUGUACUGCAACGUGGGCAUCGGGUUUCACCUGCAGGUGCUGCCAGACGGAAGGAUAAACGGUGUACAUGACGAGAACCAGUACAGUCUUAUAGAGAUCUCAGCGGUGGAGAGAGGAGUGGUGAGUCUCUAUGGGCUGAAAAGUGAGCUGUUUGUCGCAAUGAACCGCCGGGGAAGGUUGUACGCAACGAGAGACUUCCGGGACGAGUGCAAGUUCAAAGAGACAUUGCUUCCCAACAACUACAAUGCCUAUGAGUCUUCCAUUUAUAAGGGCUUCUACAUCGCCCUGAGCAAACAUGGCCGUCUGAAGAGAGGCUACAAGGCCACACCGGCUAUGACUGUCACACACUUCCUCCCUCGAUUAUGAGCGAGACUGGCAAUAACUCACUCUUUUUUGCACAUAUUGGACGAUCUCACAGACACACAGGGAUUCCAUAUGCAAACUCUCACCCAGACUGAACAUGCCCUCAGUCCUUCUCCUCUGCUGGGCUGUACUCACACUCCAUACUACAGCCACAUGUUACCAUCUGCAGUGGACAUCCUUAGCCUCGGGUGCCGAUCCAGCGGACCCAGAAACACACCAAUGGCUUGAAGAAAAAAACUAUUUCAUCAGGAAAAAAGGCAAUAAAAUAGCUAAAAAACCUGUUCGUCGAGGUUCGGAAGGUAACUUCAACUACAGGAAUGACCAGUAUAAAAGCUGUUUCUCAGUCCUAAACAUCGUUAAGAAAAGUCCUGCUUUCUUAUGCUUGGACUCCAAAGGAAAGUUAUACACCUCAGUAUUUGACAGCAACGAGGUCUGCCGGUUUCGCCGUGUCAAAAGAUAUAAACACUACGACGUGUUUCACUCCUGCAAGGGUGACGUCCUAUUGGUCAACCAUCGACAACUCAAAAUAUACACUCAUAAUUUACCAAAGUUGUCUGACUUUGUCUUCCUAAAGCGACCCAAAAAUCGAACGCACCAUAGGAAGAGACGCAGUUGGCACACUGAUCCGUCAGACCCUUUAGGAUCCGAGUAUCCAUAUUUAAGCACAGUGAGAAAUUGGAGAAGUGACUCGGAGCAUGGCGGUAACGUAUCGAAGGAGACCAUUACUUCAGUAGAUGAUCCUUUAGAGGUGUUGCUGUCACAUAGUGCACAAACUCCUACUCUGGAAAAACACAGGGAAAACAGAAAAGUGAGAUUCUGAGUGGAAUCUCGCCAUCUUUCAUUACCUGCAUUAGAUUGCAUUUCACUAUUUAAUGAAUCCAUUGUGGGUUGUACCACAGUGUACACUCAUUCAUUUUAUACCAUUAUGAUCUUGAAUUUUUUAUUCUGAUUGGUCAGAAGGUGUUGAUUAAUAUUCAAUAACAGCAGCUAGUUCAGCAGUUCCGACUGCAAAACAAAUCACAGGUUUAUGUUAAUGCACUUGUUCAAUGUUAAUACAUUAUCAUUUCUAUAAUAACAGCUUACACAGGGACUGGCGUGGUGAUAUAAAACAAAAACACAUGUAAUCAUUGAUAUGGUGAAGAUUUUUGUAAGGAGAGUUUUAUUUAGCAUUUAUAGAAGGAGACUUCAGUGUCAGCUCUUUGUAACGUUAGGCUGUAUGUUUAAGUUUUCUCACAUGGGAAAGUCUUUAGGGUGGAGGGUUUUGUGUUUUCUCACAUGACGAGCGCAAAAGAGAGGCUGGUGAGAAAAUAACUAUUUAUAUCAGCUAUAACAAAAGUGAUAACUUGUUUUGCAGACAGUCAACAACACUAAAUAUAACUAGAAUUGGAUAAGACGUGCAACAAGUUCUUUAGUAAAUAAAAAAGUGUUAAUACCAGUACAUUGUUGUGGUAUGAGGGUUAACAAACUUUAAGACAUGAUGUCAUAGGACAAUAAUCAACUUCAGGGUGGUACUACUAGCUCAUCUUGGUGUCAGGCUGCAUCACACUACCCGGUCAUUGAUUAUAUUCCCAUAACAGUGUUUUAUUUGUUUGUUAUCUGAUGUACACUGCAGCCUCUUUGAUGUGGCAUGUGACAAGUCCACUUUCCCUGAGUAGGUCAGCAUCUGCCCUUUCACCCAAUUUAAUAAGUUAACAGUUAAACAGCAUCUGUGUUUCAUGUUAUUAGAGUGGAGUUCAUUUAUGACACUUCAAGAGCAAUGGUCAUGGGUUACAUCACUGAAAGUGGAAAUUGAUUUUUCUGAGAAUUACACAUAUUGUUUGUACACAAUAACCUAUGGAUUUUUGGUUCAAAAUGAAUAUUUUUAAACUUAUGUGAGAUGUUUAUAGUUCAAUAUUAAUUGUUUUCCAAUAAUGACUAAUAUCUUCAUAAUAUUAUAAAUUGAUCAAAUGGUGCUGGACACUUCUAUGUACUUAUUUAUUUGUGUUUAUAUAUGAUAUUUUAUACUUAAGCGUAAUAUCUUAUCAAGUCAUACAAUUUACAGUAUGCCUGCUUUUAAUAUAUGCAUUUGACUUUUUUUUUUAUUGGACUACUUUGUUUUCUUAGAAUGACAUUCUGUUAAAUGUAUUUUUAUUUGUACACUACAAACUAUAAUGAUGAUUGUAUUUAUACAAACCUAAUAAAAAAUUUCACCUUUUA
Molecule: messenger RNA, 3557 nt
Organism: Ictalurus punctatus (channel catfish)
Lineage: Eukaryota; Metazoa; Chordata; Actinopteri; Siluriformes; Ictaluridae
Gene: fgf6a
Product: fibroblast growth factor 6a
Exons: 6
Coding region: 789-1364 (191 amino acids)
Biological process (GO): cell differentiation; positive regulation of gene expression; positive regulation of protein phosphorylation
Cellular component (GO): cytoplasm
Molecular function (GO): growth factor activity; fibroblast growth factor receptor binding
Source: RefSeq, a predicted model, not a curated record